Molecule: messenger RNA, 464 nt
Organism: Tinamus guttatus (white-throated tinamou)
Lineage: Eukaryota; Metazoa; Chordata; Aves; Tinamiformes; Tinamidae
Source: RefSeq, a predicted model, not a curated record
GCAGCAUGUCGGGGCCCGUGCCCAGCCGCGCCAGGGUCUACGCCGACGUCAACACCCAGAGGCCCCGCGAGUACUGGGACUACGAGUCGCACGUCGUGGAGUGGGGCAACCAGGAUGACUACCAGCUCGUGCGGAAACUCGGCCGCGGCAAGUACAGCGAGGUCUUCGAAGCCAUCAACAUCACCAACAACGAGAAGGUGGUGGUGAAAAUCCUCAAGCCUGUGAAAAAGAAGAAGAUCAAGCGGGAGAUCAAGAUCCUGGAGAACCUCCGAGGCGGCCCCAAUAUCAUCAGCCUGCUGGACAUUGUGAAGGACCCCGUGCAACUGUACCAGACCCUCUCCGACUUCGACAUCCGCUUCUACAUGUACGAGAUCCUCAAGGCGCUCGACUACUGCCACAGCAUGGGCGUCAUGCACCGCGACGUCAAGCCCCACAACGUCAUGAUCGACCACGAGCACAGGAAG